AUGGCGUACUCACGGCUUCAGAAUGCUUGGGAUGGGCCUCUGCCCGUCAUCACAAAUCUUCUCGAGCAGGACCAUCCGAUGGAAUUCUCCGCAGCGCCGAUUGUGGAUACUGAGCCUUUCCCCCAGUAUCAUAACCCCGCCGAUGCCGAAGAUGCGUCUUUUGCUCAUUGUGUCUUACAUUGCAAGCACCAGACCUGCCAGCGCAUUCGCAAUAGGGCGGAACGUAGGGCGAAGUUCUUCAAGUGCGCGACGUACUUCUCCUGUGCGUGCAAGAACUCCAGCGUCACCUCACCACCACCCAUUCGGUUAUGCCCGGCGACAGAGAUUACUCUCGACUGUGACAUAUCUGCUGAGGAGUUUGAAGCCUUUGGAAAGCUGGACUGGGACAAGGACAUCGAGAUCCGCUUCUGCGAGACUCUGCACUUCCUCCGCCAGCUCAAAGUCUGCGAUUCCAUGGAUAAGAUUGCUCUGAAACAGACCCGCGCUUUCUUGAAGCUCGCCUUCCCAGACCGUGAGAGGCUUGCUGCCACGGCUGAGGCGUAUCUCAUCAAGGGUAUCUAUGGGUAUCUUGUCAGCACGCUCACCCCGCUUACGCAGCAGAGUCGACUUAUCUCCCCUCGUAUGCUGAAGACGGGUCUUGCGAAUCAUAUGCGACUAGCACUGUGCGACUGGAAACAUGCGUCCGGCCCAUUUCGCCAUGGUACAGCUCCUCCUUUCAUACCGAGGCGGUUCAAGGAUAUGCUCUUCUAUGAUGGCAUCGCGUGCGAGGUUUGGAAGGCUUGA
Messenger RNA from Westerdykella ornata, 783 nucleotides. RefSeq lists its product as uncharacterized. NCBI's taxonomy places the organism in Eukaryota, Fungi, Ascomycota, Dothideomycetes, Pleosporales, Sporormiaceae. The transcript has a single exon. The record is from RefSeq and is a predicted model, not a curated record. Bases 1 to 783 code for a protein of 260 amino acids.